This is a messenger RNA of Ceutorhynchus assimilis (cabbage seed weevil), 990 nucleotides long. The record is from the annotation of a GenBank genome assembly. Lineage: Eukaryota; Metazoa; Arthropoda; Insecta; Coleoptera; Curculionidae.
AGGCAGUACGAUAUAAGAAAUCGAGAUUCAAACUAGUAGCAGCAAAAAUGGAAAAAGUCCACGAAUAUUACCAAUUCAUAUUGCCAUUGGUAAUUGAAGCUGGAAAAGUGAUGAAAAAUGUUGUAGAAGUUAAAACCGAAUUGAAAAACAACGAUUAUGGAGACAUUGUCACCCAGUACGACAGGCAAAUCGAAGAAGUACUUAUCAGAAAAAUCAAAGACCGAUAUCCUACACAUUGCCAUAUAGCUGAAGAAGAAAUGUCCACUAAAGACGAAAAACCAAAUUUAACCGACGAACCAACUUGGAUCAUCGAUCCUAUAGACGGUACUGCCAACUUUGCCAGAGGGAUUGCCUUUACUUGCGUUUCCGUUGGAUUGACAAUCAACAAAGAACAAGUACUGGGAGUAGUACUGAAUCCUUAUUUGGACGAACUGUUCACUGCAAUUAAGGGCGAAGGAGCCUUUUUGAAUGGUACAAGAAUAUUUACUAGUGGAUGCAAAGAUAUAAACACAUCGACAAUGAACUAUGAAAUCACGAUAGCAAGAAAUGAAAAAUACUACGACUUGUACAUGUACCGGUUCAAGCAUUUGAUCAAAACCGUAGCGGGGAUCUUGGCUAUGGGCAGCGCAGUCAUGGGGCUUUGCUACGUAGCUUGUGGGAAAACGGACGCGUACCAGUGCGACGGGUUGUACCCUUGGGACGCUGCCGCUGGUACUUUGAUAGUUCGAGAAGCUGGUGGGUUUGUUUCGGAUUCUUCUGGCGAAGAGUUCGAUUUGAUGAAUCCGAAUUUUCUGGCUACCGCUUCUGAGGAGCUUUGUCAGCAGUAUUUGGAAGUCGAAGGCAAUGCUGAUGAGGAAAGGGAACAAUGUUUGAGGGAAGGGAAGGAGUAUAUGCCUUAAUUUGUGAUUUGUAGAUUAGAAAAUAAAUUGAUCAAAAUGUUAUAAAUCUUUACAGUUGCUUCCCAAAAGGUUUACUAAAAGAAAAUACUCA